AUUACUAACCUGGGAGUCUAUAACAUAUGACCAAUACAGAUCUUGUUGUUUAUGUAUGAUUUGAAGACUUGUUUUCUAUUUGAGCUAAACAAGGGCAAGAGUUGCUGGAGUUGUUGAAAGUGGACUGUAAAUACUGUGACUCAUACUUAUAUUUUGUCCAUUCUGACUGAAAACAGAACUUGUAUUUUUAAAUUUAUGAAAGUUCAGAUGAGGCACUUUUGCUGCUUCAGUAAGAGACACUUUUAACUGAAGGCAACAGCUGCGCAAAGGAAUUUUGAAGAAUAUAAAAGAAGAUGCAAGAUUACGAUGAAGCGACUGCGUUUCUGGGAAAAUGGGGGCAUUAUCAAAUAACUAUUUUCUUUUUGCUCAGCAUCGGUAUAAUCCCAAAUGGCUAUGUGGGUCUGUCUAUGGUGUUUCUGGCUGAUACCCCUAAGCACCACUGCCGCCUGUCUAACUCUUCAAAUGUGACCUUGGAGGAAAGCUCCUUCACAAAUCUGAGUUUAUUGCUGCCCAUGGUUGAUGAGAAAGUGUACAGUAAAUGCUCAAGGUUCAAAACUCAGCUUCAAGAUGGUUUCAAUGAAACAACACUUGAGACGGAGCCUUGUUUGGAUGGCUGGGUGUAUAGCAAGGACAGAUACCUCUCAACCAUUGUCAGUGAGUGGGAUCUAGUAUGUGAUAACAAUUGGAAAGGUCCCUUUACCAUGUCAGUGACUUUUCUGGGAAUGACAAGUGGUGCGUUCAUCUCUGGACAUGUUUCAGACAGGUAUGGGAGGAAAAUUGUCCUUUUUGGAGCUAUGAUAAUACAAACAGUCUUGAGCUUCAUUCAAGUGGUUUCCUGGAGUUGGGAGGUGUUCUGCAUAUUGUGCUUUUUUAUUGGGUUUGGAGAUAUCUCAAAUUAUGUAGCUGCAUUUGUUCUUGGAACUGAACUCCUUGGUAAAGCUGAGAGGACUGCUUACUCGACACUUGGUGUUUGUAUGUUUUACGCUGUAGGCUACAUUAUUCUGCCAGUCUUUGCAUAUUAUAUCCGGGAUUGGAGGAUGUUACUGCUAGCUUUGACCCUCCCAGAGAUUCUAUAUAUUCCUUUUUGGUGGCUUAUACCUGAAUCUCCAAGAUGGCUGAUUGCUCAAGGUCGGGUGACUGAAGCAGAAAAAAUAGUGCAAGGUUUUGCUAAGAAAAAUGGCAUCACCCAUGUUGGGGUGAUAUUUCAGCAAAUCGAUACCAGAGAAUAUACGCUUCUGAAUCCCUCAGCUAGGGAAAAUCAUCCACAUAAUUUCUUGGAUUUGGUUAGAACUGCAAAUAUACGGAAUAUCACAAUUCUAUCUUUCCUUGUGUGGAUGACUACCUCCAUUGGGUACUUUGUUUUAACCCUGGGAACUCCCAACAUGCACGGUGACCCUUACCUCAACUGUUUUAUUUCUGCAAUCAGUGAAAUUGUCGCAUACACAGCUGCAUGGUGGAUGGUGAACCAUGCACCGAGACGACUAGCAACUGCUUCCAUGUUGAUCCUUGGUGGUGUGAUUCUGCUCUUCAUUCAAUUUAUUCCUCCAUCUCUUCAUGUUCUGACAACGGUCUUGGUGAUGAUUGGAAAGGCAGGUAUCACCAUAUCCUUCGCCAUUGUCUACGUUUUCUCUGCUGAGUUAUAUCCAACUGUGGUGAGAAACAUGGGGAUUGGAAUAUGUUCCAUGGGAUCCCGAGUUGGCAGCAUAAUCUCCCCAUAUUUUGUUUAUCUUGGGACGUAUGACAGGUUGUUGCCUUUCCUGCUUAUGGGCAGUUUCAUUUUAUUGGCAGGAAGUUUCUGUUUACUCCUACCUGAGACACGUGACCAACCUCUUCCUGAAAAUGUGCAGCAGGUACAGCCAGUCACAUGCUCCUGCUGUCCUGUUGGUUUCCAUCAUUCUGCAGCUAAUUCUACAAAGACACCCACACCUCAGGAAGUGCAAGUUCAGAACAACAGUGUUUACUUCUUGCCCGACAGCCAGCUGGACCAACCUAUGGAAUGAGGCUAGCUAGUACUCAUCUUGUGCAAGUAUAAACAGGCAUGAGAAGCAACAGUACUGAGACAGACAAGCACGAUAAGCGGAGAAGGAGCAACAAUUGAAAAGCAAAGUGGAAGUCUUCCAAAUCUUCUUGCAAUGCUAACAUUUCCAAAGACUUAGUAACUUCAGAAAAUUAACUCAACAAGUCUUAAAUGCAAAUAAAAAUGUGAAAAAUAUUCAACAGAAAAUCAAACGCUACUUGAAUAUAUGCAGUUUCACAAAAGUUAUCCAUGCGCAGAAAUUCAGUGACGCUCCAGAUGACUAGAUCGGACACGAGUCUGUCUGCUUUUAAUGCAAGCAUAAGUCUAGUUAUUGGAAAGUAAUCUCCCAUGGCAUUGGAGAGUCAAGAGUCAGGGACAAUCUUCAGCUACAACAGGAUGGGAGGACAGAGUUAAUUCAACCAGGAAGAUAGGUGCAAUACAGGCCCUAUUUUAAAGUCAUACUUUCUGUUCUUAUUUUAAAUAAUACUUUGAUUGUAUCUUGCUAUUUAUGGUAAGUAGCAAUGUAUAAGGAAAAAAGUGGAGUCACUUGAAGCUUUAGAGUUUAUCUGCACUCAGGUCUUACAGGAUGCAAAAUGUUAAGGUGCUACCAUGGCUGUGAGACUGUAAUAUUACGUCAUGACAUUUACAUGAGUGAUUUCGAUGAUAAAUAUGAUUUAAGUAUUUAGAAUGAGGAAGAUGAAAUCUAGAAAGAAAUAUGGUUUUUUCAGUCAGAAAAGGCAGAAUUGUAUUGUACUGUAUGCAAAUUAAUGCCUUUGCUAAAUUACUAUAUAAAGGAUUGUCAAUAUUAUUUUUAGUAUGGUCAGCAUUGUUUCUGGGUACUGGUAAUUUACUGCUGUAAAUGAUGAAAAAAUGAUAAUAAGAACCAGACUUUUUCAGCAAAAUAUAAUAGAGGUGCAACUUAGUUUUUGAAUUCUGUAUCUUUAUUGAACAUCUUACAAAGCAUCCUUCAAAGUGCUGGAGUUCUGUUUAUUCUGUGAUCUUGCUGCUGUGAUUGCUUUCUUACAGCUGGCUUACUCAUCCUUUCUUCAGAGCUUUUAAUUUGCACCAAUAUAAUUAGAUUGUGACUUGUAACCUCAUUCGUACCUUUCUAUGAAUUGUCUGGUUGCAGUGAAGAUGGAGCAAGUCAGUCUUUUUAGAAAAUCAGCAAUAGGCCGAAUGAUAAAACAUUCAAUGAACUAAGUGUUUGAAUCUUGAGUUUGUUACUUUAACAUACAUGUCUGCAAUUUAGAAGUAUUAAGUUUCACAAUGGGACUUCAAAAAAAUAAUGCAACCUGCUGUUUAUAUGAGAAAGUAUGGGCAUUUCUGGAAAACAAAUUUUGCAUAUUUUACAUGUCCACUUAAGGUGUGCCUAGGAUGGAUGUUUUCUCAUUGAUAAUAUAAUUUCCAAAGUAAUAUUCACAUUAGGAUUUUGCUUUCCAAUGCAUUUUAUUUUGUUCCAAUAAAUAACUGUAAUUCGUUUAAAGACUGAAUUAGUGCAGAACUCAAAGAAAUACCAUAAGCUCAACAGUAGGUAUGCAUUCUUCUAAGACACAAACACCAAAGAGAAAGGGGAAUUAACCAUGGUAAACACAACAAGUUAAAGAUUACCGUUAGAAAGAAGAAAGUGGCUUCCAUGCAUUGUAGGAAGAGUGGUAAGUCUGAACAUUAGGAUCAAUUUAUCCAGCAAAGGAGGGCCAAAGAAAAGGAAAAGAAAAAGAGAAUUGAAUGCAAGUUAGUGAGGAACAUAAAGAUGGACUGUAAGAACUUCUAUUUAUAUGUGAUAGGAAAUAGAUUAACAAGGAUAAAUGGGAGCACAUUACAGGUUGCGACAGAAGAAUUUGCAAUGGAGAACAGGGAAAAUGUGGAGAAACUGAACAGUUACUUGGCAUUUGUUUUCUGUAUUCAUUGAAAAAUAUACGGAAAAUCUCUCAGAAAUACUAGAUAACCAAGAGAAUUUGAGUCUCCGAAGAGUGAAAUGUAAUUAGUAUUAGUAAAGAGGUAGUAUUUGAAAAAAAAACUGGAUUGAACAUUGAUAAAACUCUUAGAUCAAAUUGACUUCCAUUCCAGAACAUUGAAGGAAAUAAUAGAUUGAUACAAAUGGAUGCAUUAGCAUUUAUCUUUCAUAAUUCAAUAGAUUAUACAGGGGUUCCUGCUGACUGGAAGACAAAUGAAACCCAGUAUUUAAUAAAAGAUGAAGAAGAGGAGUGGAGAACUACAGGUCUAUUAGCUGUAGGUCUGUUAGAUUGCUAUCCAUCGUACCAAAAAUGUUAUAAACUGUUAUAAAGACAAGGAAACAUUUAGAAAAGAAUGGCAAACUUGGACAUAGUCAGCAUGAAUUUAAGAAAGGAAAUCAUGUUUAACAACCUUGUUGGAAUAUUUUGAAGAUAUUAAUUGCAGCAUUGAUAAAGGAGAACUAGUUGAUGGGAUGUAUUUGGAUUUACAGAGGACUUUUC
Messenger RNA from Chiloscyllium plagiosum (whitespotted bambooshark), 4470 nucleotides. Its product is annotated as organic cation/carnitine transporter 2-like. Gene Ontology annotation, biological process: transmembrane transport. Gene Ontology annotation, cellular component: membrane. The record is from RefSeq and is a predicted model, not a curated record. Lineage: Eukaryota; Metazoa; Chordata; Chondrichthyes; Orectolobiformes; Hemiscylliidae. Gene Ontology annotation, molecular function: transmembrane transporter activity.